Messenger RNA from Patiria miniata (bat star), 4096 nucleotides. Its product is annotated as tyrosine-protein kinase Mer-like. The record is from RefSeq and is a predicted model, not a curated record. NCBI's taxonomy places the organism in Eukaryota, Metazoa, Echinodermata, Asteroidea, Valvatida, Asterinidae. Gene Ontology annotation, biological process: multicellular organism development; positive regulation of kinase activity; protein phosphorylation. The coding region runs from base 61 to 2955 and encodes 964 amino acids. Gene Ontology annotation, molecular function: protein binding; transmembrane receptor protein tyrosine kinase activity; ATP binding. Gene Ontology annotation, cellular component: signaling receptor complex. The transcript has 18 exons.
CAGUUUAUUAACCACAACAGCGUCCACUAUUCCUUGGACAGGGACUCCCCAGGAUACCCAAUGACCAUUAAGUCGGUGACAUUUGAUGACGAAGCAAUGUACUGGUGUGAAAUUUACACUCGGAGUCCAUUCCAAAACCACAUAGCCACCAAGGACAUGCGCGUAAGAGGUCCCCCUGCAACCCCUGUGAUCAUUGGAGGCGCAGCAAUGAUUGAAGAUGCUCCAACUAUACUGACGUGUACAGCAGACAUGGGAUAUCCUGAUGACUGGACUUUAGUUUGGUCCAAUGGAGGCUCACCUAUAACUGGUACCAAUACGAGCUCGUCUGCAGCAGGUAGCCGCUUCAAUUUUACCAGCAUUUUGAACUUGACUCCGAGAAAGGAAGAUAGUGGAAACAACAUAACGUGUGCUGCACAGAGAGCUUCGUGGACGGUUAGCCCUCAAGGAACGCUGGGACCUAUCGACGUACGAUAUGUUCCUGUAUUUUUAGCAGUGUCAUCACCCGCAAACCCUGUUUUUGAAGGACGCUAUGUGUCAAUGUCCUGUUUGGUAGAUGCCAACCCAAGACCCGAUGACAUCAUUUGGGAGAAGCAAGGUCCUGGUAUUGCACCAAGUUAUGAUAUGUCCGUGUACAAUGACAUUAGUAUGGCCAGUGUACUGACUCUUGGUAGAAUAACAAGGGAGCAGUCUGGGUACUACUCCUGUAGAACCAACAACGGUGUACCUACCGACGAUCCCAGUAGUGAUGUGGUCUCAACUAAAGUCCCUGUUAUUGUGCAGUACGAGGUCAACAUCACCAAUAAAGCAAUGAUCGAAGUAGGAGUCAACGAUGGCGAUGAUGCUGUCUUGACCUGCGUCGCUGUGGGCAAUCCUCGGCCAGUCAUGGAGUGGUAUGGUCUAAACAACACGGAUAUAACUACUGAUUCUCAGGACGGAAAAUUCCUUGUUACAAAUGAGAUAUCUGGUGGAGACGGAAUGUUUGCACUCGAAGUCACCAGCACGUUAACCAUCAACGCCGUAGAUUCCGGAGUUGAUUACGGGGUGUACACCUGCAACAGUUCGAAUGGCAUCGGAAGAAUAAACUCACUGACCAUCACACUUACUGGAAUAAAACGACCAGACAAGCCUACUAGUGUUGAGAUAACCGAGAGGACGGCAGAGUUUCUGACUGUGACAUGGACCGCGGGCUAUGAUGGCGGUGAGACUCCGUCGUUCCGUGUCAGCUGCAUCAAGACAUCAGACUCCACAGAGGUAUUCACUGAAGAGACAGGUGGGAAGACAACAUCCACAGCGACGGGUCUGGAUGACUACACAGAGUAUGAGAUCAGGGUGUAUGCCAAGAAUUCCAUUGGUGAAAGCAUUGGAUAUGGCAACACAAUGGGAUAUACACUGCCAAGCCCGCCCUCACCGGAAACAGGGAUCGUCAUCGAGUUUAAUACGGAUUCUGGUUCCAUGAAAGUCGAGUGGUUGAAGGAGGAGAAUGGAUGCAUCCAGCUGGAAGUCCAAUACCAAGGCAACGACACCUGGCAGGAGUGUGGAGAUUGCAUUGAGUCUGAUCAGACAGUGACGCUCUCUGAAUGGUGUGCGUCAUCACAGAGGCGAAGAAGACGAGCUGUAGGGGACAUUGAAGCCGUCCGCGCCAGACUUUGCAUUGGUGGCUUGUGUAGUCAACCAACGGAUGUUAGGAAAGUGAAAGAUCCGCCUGCACCCGACAUGCCUGGUGACAAUCCUGGGAUCAGUGUCGGUGUCAUUGUCGGUGUCAUCAUCGGACUUUUCGUGUUAAUUGCCAUCGUCGUGCUCGGAGUCUUCGCAAAGAGGAACUUUGGAAAUCACGGCAAAGAGGACAGAGAGACCGUGGAUUUGUCAAUGACAGACGUGCAACGUCAUUCCACAAUUCCACAAUCCGACGCACAGUCACCCUACCAAGAAAUAACGGAAUUAGCCAUCAUUAGUCGGCCAACCAAUCAGGAACCAGAAAGGGUGGAUUAUGCAAAUGUCCCAACUGCACAUAAGUCAGUCCCACGUGAUCAGCUGAAGAUUAUCAAAGAGCUCGGACAUGGCAACUUCGGUCUUGUGCUUCUAGCUGAAGCCUCGGGGAUGACACUGGGGUCAAAGGUCACACUGGUUGCUGUUAAGACACUUAAAGAGGGAGCCGGCCAGAGCGAUAAGGCUGACAUGAUGAGGGAGCUAGACCUGAUGAAGAAGUUACCAGACCAUUGUAAUGUAGUCAGGCUCCUUGGGUUUUGUGUAGAGGAAGACCCGCCAUAUAUCAUCGUGGAAUAUCUGUCUAGAGGCAACCUGAAAGACCUUCUUAAAGACAGUCGUAGUAAGGGAGGGCGUGUCUAUGGCAACCUGCAUGGUAUCAGUAAGUCACUUACCUCCAAGGAUCUGAUGAAGUUUGCUAAAGAUGUUGCUGAUGGAAUGGCUUUCAUCUCAUCUCAACAGUGCAUUCACAGGGACCUUGCUGCCCGUAACGUGCUUGUAGCUGAGGACAUGACGUGUAAGGUGUCUGAUUUCGGACUCGCUCGUGACGUCAUGAACAUCCGAGUAUAUGAACGAAGGUCAGAGGGUCCCCUACCCAUGCGCUGGAUGGCUCUAGAGUCUAUUUUGGAUGACGUGUACACAGCGGAGAGUGACGUAUGGUCUUAUGGCGUACUUCUGUGGGAGAUAGUUACUCUAGGUGCUCGUCCAUACCCCGCUAUGACAGCGAAUGUGAUGAUUGGUAAGCUUCAGUCUGGCUACCGUAUGCCCAAACCACAACACUGCCAACAGGAACUGUAUGCAAUGAUGCUUAGAUGUUGGGAUGAUGAUCCAGACAACAGACCGACCUUUACGAUGAUCAGUGCCGAGCUGGAAAAAUACAUCAACAAGGGAAAGGAAUUCAUAUCAAUCAAGGAUUUCCAAAGGACCGUUUAUGAAGUGGUGCUGGAACAAGGAGCAGGCGAGAAGGUGUAAGAUGGACUGGGUCGCAUUAAGAUGGAAGACAUCGGAGAAUUCUUUGAUUUAUUCAAUUGUAUACUUAUGUUAAUCAUGUUAUGUUACUGUAAAAAAAAUGUAUCCGGGAAAGGAAGAGACAACUGUCAACGUAAACAAUUAAUAUGAAAGUUGGUAUCGGGAAGUAUGUAACAGGUUGUGUGAUAGCACAGUAGUGACCGUACUUAUUAAGUUACAGUGGUGAAGGGCAAACAAAACCACAUUAAAGUUUUACGGUUUUAAUAUAUAUAAACUUACAUCUUACAAACAAACUUACAUUUCGAAUUUGAUUACUUUUUGUGAUGACACUUUUAUCAUAUUUAAAUAAUAUGUUUUUAGUUUCACUAAGCAUAACAUUUGUAAAAUAGAAGACAAAAGCUGAAUAGACAAAAAGUACAAGUGUUUGAAUAAUCUUGCAUUGUACAUAGAAGCAGUGGCAAAACAGUACUUCUUACUAUCAAUCCUACGUAUUAGAUGAAAGAACCUUUGAUUUCAAUUAGUAUUAAGUUGUACUUUUCGUUUUCUUCUAGCAUUCAGUUUUACUUUUUGAUUUCAAUUAGCGUAAACUUUUACUUUUGAUUUCAACUAGCAUUAAUUCUACUUUUUGAUUUCAAUAAGUAUUAAGUUUUACGUUUUUGUAGUUAAGAUCCAAUGUUAGUCUGACAGAACACACUGGCAGCAAUUUUCAAUAAGGUUCAGUCCCUGCUCAGAGGAAACAGAGGGUGAGAUAACGCGAUGAUAAAUAAAAUGUACAGUUAACAUUGCCAUUAAAUUACACUUUAAAAAGUGCCGUAAGAAAUGCAUGUGGUAUAUAUUUCGAUGCACCACGUAUAGCGAGAAUAUUUGUAAAAGACAGCACAGUCUUUUUUUCAAUGACAUAUUUGAAGAAUACUUUCAAGUUCUCGGUUGUACAUUUUUCGCACGAUUUCGUGAAGUUUAGAGUAAUUACACUGCCACAGUAUGCGGGCAGGAGCGAUUUUUUUCGUCAGCGGGUGAAGCGAUUUUCCUGAAUAUUCAGUAGUUUUGAUGGGAAAAUUGUGUUUAUUCAUAAAAACAAAACACUGACGUAAGCAAUAUUGUUAUAUAAUCAAGACAUAGCAUUUCAAAAAAUGGAUGUCGUUGA